Perca fluviatilis (European perch) is the source of this 3864-nucleotide messenger RNA. RefSeq names its product metabotropic glutamate receptor 4-like. The transcript has 12 exons. The record is from RefSeq and is a predicted model, not a curated record. Gene Ontology annotation, cellular component: membrane. Lineage: Eukaryota; Metazoa; Chordata; Actinopteri; Perciformes; Percidae. Bases 638 to 3379 code for a protein of 913 amino acids. Gene Ontology annotation, molecular function: adenylate cyclase inhibiting G protein-coupled glutamate receptor activity. Gene Ontology annotation, biological process: regulation of synaptic transmission, glutamatergic; G protein-coupled glutamate receptor signaling pathway.
UUUUUUGUUAAUCUGUGCGGCGGGUUUGGCAAGCAGCGUCCAAACAGGAGGCGAGUGCUGACUGUCGCUGCCAAACAAAGACGCAGGAAGAAAAGGAAAGAAAAAAAAAACUGGACGGCAUCAGAGAUCGCAAGAAGUUCAUUUUCUCCACUUUUAGACUCACUUGCAUCAGGAGGAUUGAAAGGAGCCUGCCGUAGAACCCACUGGGUCGUCUCGUGACUUUCUGCCUGCUUGAAGAGGAGCGCUAAAUGCACCCGACUGACCCGAGAGAAGCAGAGAAAAGAGGCUCACUUUCCACCUUUGUUCUUGCCUUAUGUGGACCGUGUCUCAGCUCACCCCUGUGCUGUUUAGUUACUGCAUGUAGCCACCACUUCCAGGUGCAGCAAAAGAGUGAAACACAAAGUGGAAAGAAGAAAGAGAUAAAGAGAGCGAGGCUGCAUAAUUAGUAUUACUGAGUUUGUGUCAGAGCUAGAGACCAUGAGAAGAGACUUCUGAAAACAACUGUGCUCUGAAAAUCAUUGCGGCUAACCUUCAGGACAUUUGUAUGUGUGUGUGUGCGUGUGGGUAUAUGUGUGCACAACUCUUUCAUUUUCAAAGGACUUGACUUUGUAUUUGGAUGCGGAUUUAGCCUUUCAUUAUGACUCUGCAAGGAGGCUUUGAGAGAGCGUGGAUUGGCUGCAACAGAGGUGUCUGCUGCUGGGUAUUGCUGCUGCCUUGUUAUUUCGCGAUCGCCUUGGCAGCCAAACCCAAAAUGCCAGGCCACACACACCUCAAUUCAAUACGUAUUGAUGGGGACAUAUCGCUGGGUGGGCUGUUCCCAGUGCAUGCAAGGGGAAACGAUGGCAAAGCCUGUGGGGAGCUGAAGAAGGAGAAAGGGAUCCAUAGGCUGGAGGCCAUGUUAUUUGCCCUGGAUCGUAUCAAUAAUGACAAUGAGCUGCUGCCUAAUAUCACAUUGGGGGCACGCAUUCUGGACACCUGCUCCCGGGACACCCAUGCUCUGGAGCAGUCGCUGACAUUUGUUCAGGCGCUGAUUGAGAAAGACUCAACUGAUGUCAAGUGUCUCAGCGGAGGGCCGCCCAUCAUCACUAAGCCUGAGAGAGUGGUGGGAGUGAUUGGUGCAUCUGCCAGCUCCGUGUCAAUCAUGGUAGCCAACAUUUUGCGUCUCUUCAAGAUCCCUCAGGUGAGCUAUGCCUCCACGGCUCCGGAGCUGAGUGAUAACACCCGCUACGACUUCUUCUCGCGGGUGGUGCCCCCAGACACCUACCAGGCCCAGGCCAUGGUGGACAUUGUCAAAGCCAUGCGCUGGAACUAUGUUUCCACUGUAGCCUCUGAGGGAAACUACGGAGAAAGUGGCGUUGAUGCGUUUAUACAAAAGUCCAGAGAGGAUGGUGGUCUGUGCAUUUCCCAGUCCGUGAAAAUACCACGGGAGCCAAGGACCGGAGAGUUUGACAAGAUUAUUCGCAGACUGAGUGAGAACCCCAACGCCCGAGUAGUCAUUAUCUUUGCCAAUGAGGAUGACAUCAGGCGGCUCCUUCAGGCAGCUAAGAAGGCUAAUCAAACCGGCCAUUUCAUCUGGGUAGGUUCAGACAGCUGGGGCUCCAAAAUCUCCCCAAUACUGAACCAGGAAGAAAUGGCAGAAGGAGCUGUCACCAUCCUACCCAAACGACAGUCCAUCAAAGGUUUUGAUCGCUACUUCAUCAGCCGAACACUAGAGAACAACAGAAGGAAUAUCUGGUUUGCAGAGUUCUGGGAGAAUAACUUCCAAUGCAAGCUUAGUCGGCACGCUGUGAAGAAAGGAUCUGGCAUCAAAAAAUGCACAAAUCAUGAGCGGAUCGGGAAAGACUCAUCCUACGAACAAGAAGGGAAGGUUCAGUUUGUGAUCGACGCAGUUUAUUCCAUGGCUCAUGCUCUACAUAACAUGCACAAGGAUCUCUGCCCUGGAAAAGUUGGCCUCUGCUCCAAGAUGGAUACCAUCAAUGGCACACUGCUGCUCAAGUACAUCCGCAAUGUCAACUUUACAGGAAUUGCUGGCACCCCGGUGGUCUUCAACGUGAAUGGAGAUGCUCCUGGUCGCUAUGAAAUCUACCAAUACCAGAUCGUAAAUAACAUCACAGAAUACAAGAUCAUUGGCCACUGGACAGAUCAGCUCCACUUAGACACUAAUGAGAUGCAGUGGCCUGGUGAAUCACAAGAAGUCCCAUCCUCUAUAUGCAGCCAACCCUGUCGUCCUGGGCAGCGCAAGAAGACAGUGAAGGGAAUUCCAUGUUGUUGGCACUGCGAGAAUUGUGAUGGCUACCAGUAUCAGGCAGACACUUACACCUGCAAGAUGUGCCACUUUGAUUUGCGGCCGAAUGCAAACCACACUGGCUGCGAUGCCAUUCCCGUUGUCAAGCUGGAGUGGAGCUCCCCCUGGGCAGUCAUCCCUGUCCUUAUCGCUGUCCUGGGCAUCAUGGCUACUGUGUUUGUGGUCGCCACGUUUAUACGCUACAAUGACACGCCCAUUGUUAAGGCAUCAGGUCGAGAACUGAGCUAUGUGCUGCUGACGGGUAUCUUUCUCUGCUAUGCUACCACAUUCCUUAUGAUCUCCACUCCUGAUGUGGUUAUAUGCUCCCUGCGAAGAAUUUUCCUGGGCCUGGGUAUGAGUAUAAGCUAUGCAGCGCUGCUGACCAAGACAAAUCGGAUCUACAGGAUUUUUGAGCAGGGCAAGAUGUCAGUCAGUGCCCCUCGAUUCAUCUCCCCAGCCUCCCAGUUGGUCAUCACAUUCAGCCUGAUAUCAGUGCAGCUGCUUGGAGUGUGUAUCUGGUUUGGUGUUGACCCAUCACAAGCCAUCAUCGACUAUGAGGAUCAGCGUACAGCCAAUCCUAAAAUGGCCCGUGGUGUUCUGAAAUGUGAUAUAUCAGACCUCUCUCUCAUCUGUCUGCUGGGUUAUAGCAUGCUGUUGAUGGUCACCUGCACAGUUUAUGCAAUCAAGACCAGAGGGGUUCCGGAGACAUUCAACGAGGCCAAGCCCAUCGGCUUCACCAUGUACACCACCUGCAUCGUAUGGCUUGCCUUCAUCCCCAUCUUCUUUGGGACCUCACAAUCAGCAGAAAAGAUGUAUAUCCAAACCACAACCCUGACCAUCUCCGUAAGCCUCAGUGCGUCGGUCUCUCUGGGAAUGCUCUACAUGCCUAAGGUCUACGUGGUUCUCUUUCAUCCAGAGCAGAACGUACCCAAGCGCAAGCGCAGCCUGAAGGCCGUGGUUACUGCAGCCACCAUGUCCAACAAGUUCAACCCCAAAGGUGGCCUGAGGCCCAAUGGAGAGGCCAAGUCUGAACUCUGUGAAAGUCUUGAAACACAAGACUGUGUUGAGGGAGGGGAGCCUUGUGAGGGACUUUAGACUCUCAGCGUUGGCUUCCAAGCAGACAUACAUAAGCUACAGUAACCACGCCAUCUAAGCCAGAGACGAACAGUGGAAGCGGAGCCAGGGCCUGUCUGAGAAGAAAUCACCUGAUUCUGGGGCAUACUGGGGAAAUAGUGGAGGACUUCUACGCAGCUACAGCACAGAGGACUGGGGUGGAAAGAUGGGAAUUUGUCACUCCAUAAAGUGAAAGGAUGUCAUAUUUUUCUAGGGAAUCAGGUAAAGGCUUGAAUGCCAAAAUUCUGAGAAAUUAGUAGAUUUGCAGGAGGGAGAUGUAAGGGAGAUUGGACACUUAAUUUUCCUCUUCCCACCCUUUCUCAGACACAAGUGAGCAUUGAGCAGUGACGUUUCCACAUGCAGGCUAAGUGAACCACCUGUAGUCCACAGUAUUUUUUUCUUGUGAAGUGUAAAGCACACAAUUUCAGCUCUCUAUGAGGCUGAAUCGUUUGUCUGAAUUCAACAAA